UCACAUGACAUCAUCUACACGCGACACGGCACGGCUUCAUCAGUGUGGUAUGUUGGUUUGACAACACUCUGGUCUGCAUGGAAGAAAUAAGGUAGUAUUUGCAAAUUACGAAUAGUAGUUAGAACACUGGUUGUUUGGAAUAGCGUAGAUACGUUACGAUAUAUUAAAAAUAGUAUUUGCAAAAGCCCAAAACAGGCUAACGGUAACAAGCUAAUUCAGUGUGACAUAAUUCAAAUAAAACACUGUUUUUGCCAAAAUAUUUCCCAGAGGAAACGAAUUUAAGCAGCCAUGACGGCAGAAGCCUCAGACAAGUCAGCCGAGGAGGGCCUGAGCUCGUCGGGCAGUGCUGGGAUUCCUGGCACACGAUUCGACUUGGAGAGAGAGACAGAACUGCGUUUUGAGGUUGAAGCAGGAGAACGAGUCCAACUCGAGCUGUUUUCCGGUAUGGCAGAGGUGUUCGGAUCCGAGCUGAACCGAAAUAAGAAGUACACGUUCGGGCCAGGCUCUAAGAUUGCUGUGUUCACCUGGCAUGGCUGCACUGUGGCACUUUCAGGCAAGACUGAGGUGGCUUAUGUGUCCAAAGAUACACCCAUGAUGCUGUAUCUCAACACCCAUGCAGCUCUAGAGCAGAUGAGACGUCAGGCAGAGAAAGACAAUGAGAGAGGCCCUCGGGUAAUGGUAGUCGGACCAACUGAUGUGGGAAAGACAACGUUGUGUCGAGUGUUGUUGAACUGUGCUGUGCGACUGGGACGAAGACCUACGCUGGUAGAAUUGGAUGUCGGCCAGAGCAGCGUCUCUGUGCCUGGAACUAUGGCAGCUCUGUGCAUUGAGCGUCCUGCUGAUGUAGAAGAAGGCUUCUCUGUACAGGCUCCACUUGUCUUUCACUUUGGCUCCACCACACCAGGAACGAACAUCAAACUUUACAACAAGCUGACUUCAUGCCUUGCUGAAGUGUUUUCCCAGCGCUGCGAAGUGAACCGCAAAGCUAGUGUGGGUGGCUGCAUAAUCAACACAUGUGGCUGGGUCAAAGGUUCAGGCUAUCAGGCACUGGUCCACUGUGCUUCAGCCUUUCAGGUGGAUGUUGUUCUAGUCCUGGACCAGGAGCGUCUCUACAAUGAGCUUAAACGUGACCUGCCACACUUUGUACGUGUCGUCCUUCUGCCAAAAUCUGGUGGCGUGGUGGAGCGUUCCAAGGACUGCCGGCGAGAGUCACGGGACGAAAAGAUCCGGGAAUACUUCUAUGGUUUCCGUGGAACAUCUUUUUACCCUCACGCCUUUGAUGUGCGCUUUUCAGAUGUGCGCAUUUACAAGAUUGGUGCGCCCUCUAUCCCAGACUCCUGUCUCCCCCUGGGUAUGUCUCAGGACGACACCCAGCUCAAACUCGUCCCAGUUAGCCCAGGCAGGGAUUUGACCCACCACGUGCUGAGUGUGAGUUCGGUGGAGGAUGAAACCGAGGUGGGUGCGGAUCAGAGCAGAGGGAUUCUAGAGAGUCCGGUGUGUGGCUUUAUAGUGGUGACAGCGGUGGACACUCAAGCUCAAGUGAUGACGGUACUCUCUCCGGCGCCCAGACCGCUGCCACGACACACUCUGCUCAUCAUGGACAUUCGCUUCAUAGACCUUAAAUAGAAGCAUACAAGUAUUUGUAGCAAUGUUUGGUUUUCAAAGGGCUAAUUUUAAUAUUUUUGUA
This is a messenger RNA of Pimephales promelas (fathead minnow), 1687 nucleotides long. It is a transcript of the gene clp1, whose product is annotated as cleavage factor polyribonucleotide kinase subunit 1. Gene Ontology annotation, biological process: mRNA 3'-end processing; tRNA splicing, via endonucleolytic cleavage and ligation. The record is from RefSeq and is a predicted model, not a curated record. Gene Ontology annotation, cellular component: nucleus; mRNA cleavage factor complex. Lineage: Eukaryota; Metazoa; Chordata; Actinopteri; Cypriniformes; Leuciscidae. Gene Ontology annotation, molecular function: polynucleotide 5'-hydroxyl-kinase activity.